GCCUUGGCCCUGCAGGCUACAGGGGCUCCACGAGGACUUUUGGAAGUGAGCGUGAAAGAGGAGAAGAACCAUGCCUGUGGUCAAGAAUCUGACAGGUCAAGGAAGACCUUUGAAAGCAGGGAGAUCUUCCGAAGACACUUCAGGGAGUUCUGCUAUCAGGAGACCCCGGGACCCCGGGAGGCGCUGCACCGGCUCCGAGAGCUCUGCCACCAGUGGCUGCGGCCCGAGACCCACAGCAAGGAGCAGAUCCUGGAGCUGCUGGUGCUGGAGCAGUUCCUGGCCAUCCUGCCUGCAGAGCUGCAGGCCUGGGUGCACGCACAGCAUCCAGAGAGCGGGGAUGAGGUGGUGACUGUGCUGGAGGACUUGGAGAGGGAGCUGGACGAGCCAGGAGAGCAGGUCCCAAGUCCUACUUACGAGCAAGAAGAGGUCGUGAGGCAGAAGGCAACUCAAGGAACAGCCCAGGUAUCCCCAUGCAGCCAGUUCCCGUGCUCAGAAGAGCAGCUGCAGUGUCACAUGCCAGAGGCGCGCCCAGUGCAGGAGAGCGGUAGCGAGGCUGGGACUCGGAAUGUUGAGUUCGCACCAGUGGAGGAGGGCUCUAAAGAAAUAAAAUUUCCUGUGGAAGGACCUGGAACUCUCAGCAGUGGUACCACUCAGGUGCCUGAAUGCGGAGAUGCUUGUGGCCCAGAGGGCAGACUGGGCAGGCACCGGGUAAGCUCCUCAGUGGCGGAGAGGCCUCACGUCUGCAGGGAGUGUGGGAAAAGCUUCACACAGAACUCCAUUCUCGUGGAGCACCAGAGGCGGCACACGGGUGAGAGGCCCUAUGUGUGCGGUGUCUGCGGGCGCGCCUUCAGCCAGCGCUCCGGCCUCUUCCAGCACCAGAGGCUGCAUACUGGGGAGAAGCACUACCAGUGCCGCGUGUGCGGCAAAGCCUUCAGCCAGAACGCCGGGCUGUUCCACCACCUCCGCGUCCACACUGGAGAGAAACCUUUCCAGUGCAGCCAGUGCAGGAAGAGUUUUAGCCGCCGCUCUGUCCUUGUGAAGCAUCAGAGAAUUCACACUGGAGAGAGACCUUAUCAAUGUGGAGAAUGUGGCAAGAGCUUCUUUUACCACUGCAACCUUGUCCAGCAUCAGAAAAUCCACACUGGAGCUGAGCCCGUGGGCUCCUUGGAGCAGGCAGGGCAAAAUCUCUGAGCCCAGACCCCAAGGCAAGGUCGCAAGGGCACGGUUCCUUGCUUGGCCCCUGAGAGAACAAUCAUAAUUUCAGGUAGUGAGGCUGAAUAGAAAAGUACAGGGAAUACCAGGAGAAAUUCCUUUAAUUUUAGGCUAAAAGAAAGCGUAAUUAAGUGCAUCUGUCAAGGUCUCCAUGUCAAUGACAGCCACAGCUUUGCAAUGGCAAAUCUUAGUUCUUCAUCAUAAUACAUGCUUCGAUCUACGUACAUGU
Cavia porcellus (domestic guinea pig) is the source of this 1441-nucleotide messenger RNA. Its product is annotated as zinc finger and SCAN domain-containing protein 23-like. NCBI's taxonomy places the organism in Eukaryota, Metazoa, Chordata, Mammalia, Rodentia, Caviidae. The transcript has a single exon. The record is from RefSeq and is a predicted model, not a curated record. The annotation marks the transcript as partial.